AUGACGGCCAGGGUGCCCCCCCACGUCGGGGGCUGGCACGCACGCCUCGUGCUCUGGCUCGCGGCGCUGUGCGCUGCGCGGGGCAGCGACCACAUGGCGAGGGGGGGCGGCAGGAAGGCGUUCAUCGGCACCUACAACCCGCAGAACCUGGUCUCGCCCGCGAGGGUCGACGCGGUCUCGGCCGCGCUCAAGAGCAUAGGGAUCGUGGGCCUGCCAGGCACUUGCAUUCGGGCCUGGCACAACGAACCUCAUCAUCGUGCGGGGGCCCCUUGUCACCACGUGAUCCACUUCGGCUGGAUUCGCUCGGCCAUGGUGAACAAGGCAUGCGGGUGCACGGUCCUCCUGUCGAAGCGGUACUUUCACGCGACGAGCAUCAGGAGGAUCAUCCCGCCACCAGACGGCCUCAGAGGCAGAGGGGGCAUAGUCUAUGUGGAGUCGGGCCCGUUGCUCCUCUGGAAGAUCACGAGCUCGCGCCUCACCGCCUGGGCUCGAGACGAGCUCCUCCAGGUGCCCCACCGCUUCACACCAGUGAUUUUGACGGACCUCAACUCUGGGCUGCGCCGCCGAGGAGAUGACGACCACGCGGUGGGCCCCUACGGCAGCGAGCGCGAGUCCUACAGUGGCCAGAUGUUCCACGAGCUGCUCACACAGAUGAAGCUGACGGCAGUGAACACGCAUUGGGACUCGGGCCACACGUUCUUCGGCAUGGGCGGAUCGUCUUCGCAGAUUGACUUCGUGUGCCUCCCGCAGUCGGCGCUCAAACUAGUGAGGUGGACGUGUACGUGGAGGCGCACGGGCGAGUCCAUCAGGGCGAUGAACGCCAUCCUCGACCACGUCCUAGUCGUGGUGAAGUUCUUGGCAGUGGCGCCCGUGGACCCCCGCCCGCUCGCAGAACGCUGGGAUCGGCAAAGCCUGGCGGGGGCGGUCCUCACGGGCGCAGGACGCGAGGAGUUCUUGAUCGAGGCUCACAAUGCUCUACUCGAAGUGGAGAGGUCCCUCGACAUCCAGGAGUCCCGCCCGACCGCGAACGGCCACACCACCCUCGCGAUGGCUACGCUGCGGCAGGUUGCGUUGAAGCACUUCUCCCAGCAGCAGCGGCGCCCUGACUACGAGCACGAGCUGGAGGAGCGGAAGUGGGAGCACCUCAAGCGGAGGCGCGGCCUGCUGGAGCAGGCCAAGGCGGCGGACCUCGCGCAGGCGCGGCACGACCCGAGGCAGACCGAGAUGCGCAGCCUGGACGACGCCAUCCGCAGCUACACGCGCGCCCUGCACUCGCUCCGCAGGCGGCGCAACCGCGAGCGGCAGCUGCACCAGGAGACAGAGCUCAGACAGGCGUGGCGGGCCCGCGACACGCACGCGGCCCCGCGGCUGGCGAGGACGUUGGCGCGCACGGGCAUAGGGGUCAAGAACCGCAACUACCGUGCGCACGCGUCCUGCAACCCCACCGGCGACGAGUGGAUCGUGCACUUGGCCCAGCCUGCGCUGGCAGGAGGGCUCGCGGGCCGCCCUGUGUCUGUCCCCGUCUGCCACAACCUCACCGACGCUCAUAUCCAGGCGCUCAGGGAUACCGACGAGUACGCUCACCCAGACAACUACGAGGUGUCCCAGGCGACGCUGAAGAAGGCGCAGCAGGACUUCGGGAUGACCCUGAAGGCGUUGCGGCGCACGAAGAUUGGAAAGUUUGCCCCUUCGUGGUCCUGCCCGUCGGAGAUCUUCAAGAUGCUGGUCGCCCCAGCAUGGAUCAGUGCCCCCGCCAACUAUGCGAAGCAAACGGCGGGCUUGGGGCCCCGCCCAGCAGCCAUCUUCGAGGAGAACCCCCAGGGGCCCGACCCGCACGCGCGGAACCAGUUGCCCCACCUUGAGCAGUACGGCGAGCCCCGCCGUCGACAGGGCCACCAAGCUGGGCAAUCCAUGCUGCACAAGAGCUUCGAUGCGACCAAUGCCUUCGGUUGCGGCGACAAGGAUCAGAUCGAGCAUGGCGCCCGCCUCCGCUUGGAGACGGCUGCCGAGGAGGUCGAGGAGGAUGACGUGGACUACGUGGCGACGAUCUCCAGGCCCAGGCGCCAGUCGCUGACGGUGGUCAUCUCGGGUUCGGACCACGAGGUGGCGAUCGCCAGCGGUUCGGGGGGCUUCAUGGGCAACACCUCCGAGCCCGAACUCUUCAUGAGCAACUACCACAUUGCGGUCCAGGAGUGGGCCCUCGUGGACCAGGCGGCCACUGGCGAGGCGAUGAUGAUCAACUUCGAUGACCGCCUGCCCACGAUAGACGCGAGCCUGGGGCGCUUCAUGGACGACAUCUUCAAAACGCAGCUCGUCCCGCCCACCGCGCGCACGGCCCAGGAGGUAGUGCGGUGCUCUCAGCGGAACGACGCAGGUCUCGACGCUGCGCUGGCUGCGCGGCAGUACGGCCAGAACCGAGCGAAGCAGGACGUAGUUGUCUCGUUGGGUUCACGGCAGCUGGUCCGCCAGACCAUCCAGGCCCUGGCCAGGAGUGGGUGCCGCAGCGGCUACGAGUUCAAGCACCUGGGGGGCUGGUUCAACGCGGUGAACUCCAACGCGACGGAGCUGGCCAUGCGCCUAGCGGCGAUCAACAAGGGCUGGAUGAUGGUGCAGGGCUUUUGGUACUCCUCCGCCCCCAAGCGCGUCAAGCGCCUCAUGUUCAUCAGCCUGGUGUCGGGGGCGGCCUUGUCGGGCACCACGGCCUACUGCUGGACCGACUCGGAGGCUCGCCAAAUUUGCAGUUCUUUGCCACGCAAGUUGAGGUCGAUGAUGGGGGGAACGUCUCACAUGCAUAACGAUCACGUGAAGGUGAUGACUACUAGAGAAGUCUACAGGUUCUGGAGCCUCGUCCCGUUCAGCCUGGAGGCGCUGGUCCAGCGCCUCCGCAUGUGGCAGGCUAUUGCGCGCAGCCCUCGACAACAUAGCCACGUCCUGGGCGUCUUCUUCGGGGAAAUGAAGUGGGAGCUGACUAGUGAGUACAGAUGCCCACCGACGCUAGUGGAAUAUGGGCAGUUCAAUUCCGAUGCUGUUAUUCAUCCUUGGGCGCGUCAGUUGCGACGCGAUCUCGAGGCCCUCUGCGACCACCCAGAGGCGGAGUAUUUUUCGCUGGUCUGGGAGAGCCGCUCGAUGAGGGACCUGCUGUGGGACGAGGAGGUGAACGGCCUCUUUGUCUCCCUUGACGUAAGAUGUAUCAUGCACAACACGGCGUACCCCUACAAGUUCACAGAUACGAACGUGCGACUGCCCGCGUUGCAUCCGCUCCUGCUGGUGGUGCUGCAGCUCGUGAUGGAGGUCGAGAAGAAGGGCCGCUGGCGCCCGCAGGUGGCGGCCUCCUCGGCCAGCUCGCGGACUGGUGGAGCGCAGUCCAAGCCCGCCGACAGCGACAGCCGCAAGAGCCAGAAGGACAGCAAGGGCACCAGGCUGGCGCGGGGCGACGCGGGCUUGGAGGGCGCCGCAGCGAAGCCGAAGACACGUCGUGGCGGACGGCGCCGCGCGGAGGCCAAGGAGCGCAAGCUCACGACGAAGGACGCAGGCCACAAGGACCUCCUCCUGCACCUCUCCAUGCUGGCGUCGCAGCUGGCGCAGAGGUCUCGAGCGAUGUGGGGCAUCACCACGCGCACAGCGAUCCUGGAGGACAAGUCGCCAGUGAUCAAGGCGACGCAGCAGGAGGGCCAGGACUUCGCGCAGGUGGCGAACCAGAAGCGCGCGGAGGCCAGCAGACUGAAGGACCAGGCCAAGGCGGCGAAGGACACGGACGGAGCAGCGGCCCGCCAGUUCGACCAGGAGGCCGACAAGAUGAUGGAGGGACUCCGCGGCUUGGGCCCUCCAGCGCCCGCGGCCUUCUGCACCAUGAUCGAGGCGCUGGCGAACGAGGAGAUCGGCAAGAGGCUCAAAGACGUCCUGGUCGCACUCCUGGCCGAGAUGGAGGAGGCGCCACCCACCUACGUUCGCCUGUGCCGCCUGGAGAGCUGCAAGCAGCCCGACAUGCUGAAGGUGGUGUUCGCGCUGGACCGUGUGGACCUCGAGGCGCAGGUGAUGGAAGCGUUUCGCUCGAUGGGAGUAGUGACGACGGUGGGGGCGGCGCCGAGUGGGUACCUCGAGGACGAGAUCUCGGCCUGGAUCGACGUGCUGAAGGACGCCUGA
Messenger RNA from Prorocentrum cordatum, 4143 nucleotides. The record is from the annotation of a GenBank genome assembly. Lineage: Eukaryota; Dinophyceae; Prorocentrales; Prorocentraceae.